Molecule: messenger RNA, 996 nt
Organism: Exophiala spinifera
Lineage: Eukaryota; Fungi; Ascomycota; Eurotiomycetes; Chaetothyriales; Herpotrichiellaceae
Exons: 2
Coding region: 1-996 (331 amino acids)
Cellular component (GO): membrane
Source: RefSeq, a predicted model, not a curated record
AUGGCGACUCUCGUCGGGAACAUCGAAGGCGCCCUCGCGCACCUGUCCACACUGGUAACCCGCGAUGUGAGCGACACAGGCUUGCCAGGAGGCAAGACUCUGCAGGAAUAUGAGACCCAAGGCAGGUUCAACUACGAUCCGUCGUUUGCGGCGUCUGUGAUCUUCUUGGUUCUCUUCGCCAUCGCUGCCGCCAUCAACAUCUUCCAGUUCUUCCGCCACCGAGCUUGGUUCUGGUGGGUGAUGAACUUCGCCGUACUCAUGGAACUGGUCGGUUACAUUUUUCGAACCAUCUCCAUCAAGCACCUGUUCAACAAGUCCGAUUUCAUCGUCCAGACUGUCAUGAUCCUCGUGGCGCCAGCCGUCAUGGCCGCAGCCCUCUACAUGUCCUUUGGCCGCGUCACGCUAUGGGUGGUCCCGAAAGAAUACCAGACCGUCAGGCACCUCUGGGUGCCGCCACGUCGAGUCACGCUGGUGUUUGUGGGCUUCGACGUCCUCAGUUUCUUCGUGCAGGUCGUCGGUGGCUCGAUGGUCGCCGCGGCAAGUACCAAAGACUCGGCCAACCGGGGCAGAGACGUGGUGCUGGUAGGGCUGGCACUGCAGCUGGUGACCUUUGGCUUCUUCGUCUUUGCGAGUCUCCGGCUGUACUUCAUGUUGAGGACUCAGCUUCGGGACGCGCCGUUGCCGAAAGAACGCAACUGGCGGCUUUUCCUGACCGUCGUCAACGUGGCCAACGUCAUCAUCCUGAUCCGUACGCUGUUGCGGUUCAUCGAAUACGCCAUCGGCACCUACAACUACCUCACCAACCACGAGUGGUUCUUUUACUGCUUCGACUCGGCCUUGAUGUUCCUGGUGGCCGCCCUGUUCCUCGUCUUCCACCCUGGAUACUACCUGCCCUACCUGGGUAUCAAACGGAGGGAGCAGAAGUUCUCCAAGAACGCGGACAGUGGCCCCCUCAGCGUGCUGGCUAGGGGCAAAACGAUGCACGACGCCGUUUGA